Molecule: messenger RNA, 693 nt
Organism: Odocoileus virginianus texanus
Lineage: Eukaryota; Metazoa; Chordata; Mammalia; Artiodactyla; Cervidae
Source: RefSeq, a predicted model, not a curated record
AUGCCACUUUUGCCUUGUUCUCUGGAUCCAUUGCCCUUGAAGAAGCACCUGCCAGGUGAGAAGUUCAACUACACUGAGGCUACCAUGCUAUGCCUUUCCCUGAUGGUGCCCCGGACCAUCUGCCCCAGGCCCUUCACCAGCUUACCCCUCACCUGGGCACCAGGCCCCAGCUGCGUCCUGAGUAUCCAGCACACUGUCUGCACAGACCACCAUUAUCACCACCACCACCACCACCACCACCACUACCACUUCAGCCACGGCAGCCCCCGCCGGCCAGGCCCCGAGCCGGGGGCCAGCGACGCCAGGCUGGUGCGGGCCGGAGUGCCAGCCUCACCCGGGCACGGGCCCCCUGACGCCGAAUCGGUGCACAGCGUGUACCACGCUGACUGCCACGUGGAGGGGCCGCAGGAGAGGGCCCGCGUGGCGCACACCGCGGCCACUGCUGCCGCUGGGCUCAAGCUGGCCGCGGGGCUGGGAGCCAUGAACUACCCCACCAUCCUGCCCUCAGCCACGGGCAGUGGCAAAGGCGGCCUCGGGCCCAAGGCGAAGCGGCCUGGUGGCCCCCCGGGAGCUGGGGGGCACAGCCCCCUGAGGCUGAGCAGCCCGGAUCCCUGCGAGAAGAUCCAGCACCUGGUUGGGGAGCAUGCUGGCUACCUCUGGCUCACUGUAAUGACAGUGACAGGGUUCCGAUAG